Molecule: messenger RNA, 780 nt
Organism: Mustela erminea (ermine)
Lineage: Eukaryota; Metazoa; Chordata; Mammalia; Carnivora; Mustelidae
Product: protein argonaute 18-like
Exons: 3
Coding region: 1-687 (228 amino acids)
Source: RefSeq, a predicted model, not a curated record
AUGGCGUUGGGAAUUAACCGCGUUCCUCUAUAUUUCUUGACACCAGAAAUAAGUGAAAGGAAGUGGGGGCCAGUCGCACCCGCGAGUCCUCAGCUUCAAUGCUGCUCUGUUCCUAAGGAGAGUGCAAUCUCGGUGCGGGCAAGGCAGAAACUAGGCUCUGGGAGACCCGUGCCGGCGGAAAGGUGGCGGGCCCGCGGGGAGCACCUGAGGGAACGGGGACAGCAGCAGGAGAGCUCGGGCAGGACUGGGCAGCUCAAGGGGAAGCUCUGGAGAGGCCGACACCAGAGAGGGGAGAAGGGGCGUGGGUCGGGGAUCUCCUCAGAGGGGCGUCGAGUGGGUGGCGCUGGAGGAGGUGCCACAGGGGCCCGGAAGAGGAGGGACGCUCACCGGGAGGAGGGGGUGCUCUUGGAGGGGUGCGGGUCUGGGCGGCUCUACAGGGGAGGGCACGACGGCACCAAGGGCCGAGAACAGUGCCUCCCGAGCGGCUUGGAGCUGCGCAGCUCUAGCCUGGCCGAAGCCGAGGGGGUCCGCUCCGAGGGGGACGGGAUGGGCGGCUCUAAGGAAGGUUCUGGAGGAGUCGACACGGGGGAAGAAGAGGGCACGCGGAGCGGCACCGCUCCAGAGGAGACUCUGGUGGGGCCAACACCAGGAAGUGAAGAAAGAAGGAGCCAGUGCAGGUCAUUGUAAACAGACCCCAGGCACCCUACUGAACUUGUUCAGCUAUUCUCCUGAAGAUAGAUGUCUGCACUCUUUUUCAAGUUUUGGCUAUUAUCAAUAAAA